AUGGGUCUGCCGCCUCCCUGCUCUCAGCGGCGAGCCGUGGGGCUCUGGCGGCCUGCCCGGACUGACAUGCUCCCAGGCUCUUGCGGCCGCCCCGGCACCCCGGGCGCCGCGAGCACCACCAAGGGCAGCCCGAACGGCGAGUGCGGGCGCGGUGAGCCGCAGUGCAGCCCCGCGGGGCCUGAGGGCCCGGCGCGGGGGGCCAAGGUGUCGUUCUCGUGCCGCGGAGCGGCCGCGGGGCCCGCGCCCGGCUCGGGCGCGGGGCCGGGGCCGGCGGACGAGGCUGGCAGCGAGGAGGUGGGCCCCGCGGGGGAGCCGCGCGGCAGCCAGGCCAGCUUCAUGCAGCGCCAGUUCGGCGCGCUCCUGCAGCCGGGCGUCAACAAGUUCUCGCUGCGGAUGUUCGGCAGCCAGAAGGCUGUGGAGCGCGAGCAGGAGCGCGUCAAGUCGGCGGGGGCCUGGAUCAUCCACCCGUACAGCGACUUCAGGUUCUAUUGGGACUUCACCAUGUUGCUGUUCAUGGUGGGAAACCUCAUCAUCAUACCUGUGGGCAUCACCUUCUUCAAGGACGAGACCACAGCCCCGUGGAUCGUGUUCAACGUGGUCUCGGACACGUUCUUCCUCAUGGACCUGGUGCUGAACUUCCGCACGGGCAUCGUGAUUGAGGACAACACGGAGAUCAUCCUGGACCCCGAGAAGAUCAAGAAGAAGUACCUGCGCACGUGGUUCGUGGUGGACUUCGUGUCCUCCAUCCCCGUGGACUACAUCUUCCUCAUCGUGGAGAAGGGCAUCGACUCCGAGGUCUACAAGACGGCGCGCGCGCUGCGCAUCGUGCGCUUCACCAAGAUCCUCAGCCUCCUGCGGCUGCUGCGCCUGUCGCGCCUCAUCCGCUACAUCCACCAGUGGGAGGAGAUCUUCCACAUGACCUACGACCUGGCGAGCGCGGUCAUGCGCAUCUGCAAUCUCAUCAGCAUGAUGCUGCUGCUGUGCCACUGGGACGGGUGUCUGCAGUUCCUGGUGCCCAUGCUGCAGGACUUCCCGCGCAACUGCUGGGUCUCCAUCAACGGCAUGGUGGUGAGCCGGAGGAACCACUCGUGGAGCGAGCUCUACUCCUUCGCGCUCUUCAAGGCCAUGAGCCAUAUGCUGUGCAUCGGGUACGGGCGGCAGGCCCCGGAGAGCAUGACGGACAUCUGGCUGACGAUGCUGAGCAUGAUCGUGGGUGCCACUUGCUACGCCAUGUUCAUUGGCCACGCCACUGCCCUCAUCCAGUCUCUGGACUCCUCACGGCGCCAGUACCAGGAGAAGUCCAAGCAGGUGGAGCGGGGUCCCCGGAGCUGGCAGCCACUGACCCGGGCCCCCCCCGUUGUGCAGUCCAAGCAGUACAAGCAGGUGGAGCAGUAUAUGUCCUUCCACAAGCUGCCAGCCGACUUCCGUCAGAAGAUCCACGACUACUAUGAGCACCGUUACCAAGGCAAGAUGUUCGACGAGGACAGCAUCCUGGGGGAGCUCAACGGGCCGCUGCGGGAGGAGAUUGUCAACUUCAACUGCCGGAAGCUGGUGGCCUCAAUGCCACUGUUUGCCAAUGCGGACCCCAACUUCGUCACAGCCAUGCUGACCAAACUCAAAUUUGAGGUCUUCCAGCCAGGUGACUACAUCAUCCGCGAAGGCACCAUCGGCAAGAAGAUGUAUUUCAUCCAGCACGGUGUGGUCAGCGUGCUCACCAAGGGCAACAAGGAGAUGAAGCUGUCCGAUGGCUCCUAUUUCGGGGAGAUCUGCCUGCUGACGCGGGGCCGGCGCACGGCCAGCGUGCGUGCGGACACCUACUGCCGCCUCUACUCCCUGAGCGUGGACAACUUCAACGAGGUGCUUGAGGAGUACCCCAUGAUGCGGCGGGCCUUCGAAACCGUCGCCAUCGAUCGCCUGGACCGCAUUGGCAAGAAGAACUCGAUCCUGCUGCACAAAGUGCAGCACGACCUCAACUCGGGCGUGUUCAACAACCAGGAGAACGCCAUCAUCCAGGAGAUCGUCAAGUACGACCGCGAGAUGGUGCAGCAGGCAGAGCUGGGCCAGCGCGUGGGCCUCUUCCCACCGCCGCCGCCGCCGCAGGUCACCUCCGCCAUCGCCACGUUGCAGCAAGCUGUGGCCAUGAGCUUCUGCCCGCAGGUGGCGCGCCCGCUCGUGGGGCCGCUGGCGCUCGGCUCGCCGCGCCUCAACUAUCCAUGCCCUACUGCCAUGCUUAGGGGCCCCUGA
This is a messenger RNA of Neomonachus schauinslandi (Hawaiian monk seal), 2244 nucleotides long. It is a transcript of the gene HCN2, whose product is annotated as hyperpolarization activated cyclic nucleotide gated potassium and sodium channel 2. Lineage: Eukaryota; Metazoa; Chordata; Mammalia; Carnivora; Phocidae. Gene Ontology annotation, biological process: transmembrane transport; potassium ion transport. The coding region runs from base 1 to 2244 and encodes 747 amino acids. The transcript is spliced from 11 exons. The record is from RefSeq and is a predicted model, not a curated record. Gene Ontology annotation, cellular component: membrane. Gene Ontology annotation, molecular function: voltage-gated potassium channel activity.